This is a messenger RNA of Daucus carota subsp. sativus, 2324 nucleotides long. Its product is annotated as disease resistance protein RUN1-like. Gene Ontology annotation, biological process: signal transduction; defense response; RNA processing. The transcript is spliced from 6 exons. The coding region runs from base 6 to 2324 and encodes 772 amino acids. Lineage: Eukaryota; Viridiplantae; Streptophyta; Magnoliopsida; Apiales; Apiaceae. Gene Ontology annotation, molecular function: ADP binding; ribonuclease III activity. The record is from RefSeq and is a predicted model, not a curated record.
AAUCAAUGUCUUUUGAGUUAUGGAAAACGUUCAUAGAAUCAAUUAUAAAACAUGUAGAUCUCUCUCUGGUGACUUUCGUUACACAUGUUGGUUUCGGUCUUGCCUUGUCCUACAUUGUUUGGGUGAUGUUUUGGUCUCCCAAGCCAAAGGAAACGCAUCAGAGGUCUGAUGAUAACAAAGCAGAGGUGGUCAAUGAUGUUUCUUCAUCACCUCUAUGGGAUGUCUUCUUGAGCUUUUAUGGUAAGGACACUCGCAGAAAUUUCAUCUCGAAUCUUUACUAUGCUUUGGAUCAAGCUGGAAUUGUGACCUUCAGAGAUGAUCCUGCACUACCAAAGGGUGAGAAAAUUUCGUCAAGACUGUGUCAUGCAAUCAGAACUUCGAAGAUGUUUGUUGUUGUUAUCUCGGAGAACUAUGCUCGUUCUUCGUGGUGCCUUGAUGAGCUUGUAGAGAUCCUUAGCUCCAAGAGAAAAAGGAAUCAGGUUGUUCCUGUGUUUUACUAUGUUAAUCCAUCCGAUCUACGACACCACAAGGGGAGUUUUGGCGUAGCUCUUGAAAAGCAUAAGAAGCGUCACUCGGCUAAUAGGAUUGAGAAAUGGAAAUUGGCGCUUGCUGAAAUCGCGGAUCUAUCAGGAUACCAUUUGGAAGACGCUGAAGAGAAUGAAGCGGAUAUCAUUCGUAUUGUUGAGAAUGUUUUGCCACAAGCAUCGCGAAAGGUACUGCACCUCGAUACUUGUCUAUUUGGGAUAGAUCUUGCCGUUGAAGAGAUCUAUCAACAACUAAGCAUGGAGUCAAAUGAUGUUCGUGCCCUUGGAAUAUGUGGGAUGGGUGGAAUUGGGAAAACUACGACAGCCAAGGCAUUCUAUAACAAGUACGCCCACAAAUUUGAUGUAAGUUGUUUUAUGGAAAAUGUAAAACAGAAUUCACAAGGAGGUAGUCCUCUACUUCAUUUACUUCAGCAGCUUUUGACAGAGCUUCUCAGAGCCAAGGAUUUUAAGGUCCGUGACGUUGAAAGUGCACUAAGAAAAUUGAGGGAAAUUCUUAGUUCUAAGAAAGCCCUUGUUGUUCUCGACGAUUUGGAUCAGUCAAGCUAUUCUGAAUUUCUAGUAAGGAUUUGCAAGCUGUUCUCAGAUGGUAGCAGAAUGAUAAUCACGGCAAGAGAUUUAAACCUGCCAAAUCAACUGAAAGUAGAACUGUCAAAAGUAAAUACAUAUAUGGUGAGGCAUCUGAAUGAAAUCAAUUCAUUGGAGCUCUUUAGCUAUCAUGCCUUUAAAAAGAAACAGCCUCCUGGGAAAUACAUAGCUCUGUCAAAAAGUUUUGUUAAUUAUGCGGGAGGCAUUCCGUUAGCUCUAAAGAUGUUGGGUUCAUCUUUGUGCGGUAGGACAAAUGUGUCAUUCUGGAAAGCUGAAUUUCAAAAACUUAAAAAAAUGCCAAUGAAUGAUAUCCAAAAAAUCCUACAAAUGAGUUACGAUGAAUUAGAAGAUGACACAGAGAAGGCUAUUUUCCUUGAUAUUGUAUUCUUCUUUGUGGGAAAGAACACAGAUGAGGCUGUUGAUGUAUUCAAAUCCUGUGAUUUUUUUCCGGAGGCUGGGAUACCAAUUCUAAUCGAAAGGUGUCUACUAACCAUUGAUUGGAAUAAUAAAUUUCAGAUGCAUAAUCUCAUACAGGACAUGGGAAGGAACGUUAUUUUUGAAGAAUCCAAACAUGGUCCAUGCCGGCGCUUGUACCUGAAUCAAGAUGAAGCAUGUCAGGCUUUGCCAAAUCUAGGGGAGAUGGAUAAGAUCGAAGGUCUCAUUAUCGAUCUUACAAUGUCAACUAACAAAUACUGCAAUGCUGAGAUAUUUGAAAGGUUGCCAAACUUAAGGUUAUUAAAAUUAGUUGAUGUCCAUGGUAUCAAAGGAAAUAUUACAACUUCAUUUCUUGAGUUAAGGUGCAUUAGUUGGCAUGGUUGUCCUUGGACACAUUUUCCUUCUGCUAUUCACCUACAAAAACUUGUUUUCCUGGACAUGCCAUUUAGCAGAUUUGAAACAUUGUGGAAGAUUGCCGAGGCACUUGGGGACUUGGUGGAGAGUAUUGCAGGGGCAAUAUUAAUUGAUAGCAGGCUUAAUUUGGAUGAAGUGUGGAGAGUCUUCAAGCCAAUAUUAUCGCCGAUUGUCACACCUGAUAAACUGGAACUACCCCGCCUCUGUGGUAAAGGAUUUUUACUACGAAAACAGAAUGAGGAUCCUGCUGUUGGCUCAUCUUCUAUGCAUUCUGUUAAGAGUAAUGAGCUAGAAGCAGAUGGUCCCACAGAGCACAGUCAGCAUGCCAGCAUUGCACCUAACUAA